Molecule: messenger RNA, 2355 nt
Organism: Beauveria bassiana ARSEF 2860
Lineage: Eukaryota; Fungi; Ascomycota; Sordariomycetes; Hypocreales; Cordycipitaceae
Product: glycosyl hydrolase, putative
Exons: 8
Coding region: 1-2355 (784 amino acids)
Biological process (GO): glucan catabolic process
Molecular function (GO): beta-glucosidase activity
Source: RefSeq, a predicted model, not a curated record
AUGCUUUUGCCGUUGCUGGUCAGCCUGGCCUUGAUCUGUCCGGUCCUGGGCAGCCAGAUCUACCUACGAGCCGGGGACGAUGAUGCAUACCAGCAUUCGCCAGAGGUGCUCCCGUCGCCACAAAUCAGUGGGCAGGAUGAAUGGGCCGACGCGUUUGCCAAGGCCAAGACCAUGGUCGGCCAAAUGACACUAGAGGAAAAGGUCAACUUGACUGGUGGCGUUGAUCUCAAAUCGGGCUGCUCCGGCUCUGUCGCCGGCAUCCCUAGGCUAGGCUUCCCUGGCAUGUGCCUGAAUGACGCCGGAAACGGUGUCCGCGCGAGCGACAAUGUCAGCGGCUUCGUCAGCGGCAUUGGCGUCGGCGCGAGCUGGAACAAGGAGCUCGCGCGCAAACGCGGCGUGGCUCUCGGCGGAGAAAACCGACGCAAAGGCGUCAACAUCAUGCUGGGACCCGUCGUCGGGCCCGCGUGGACCGUCGUCAAGGGCGGCCGCAACUGGGAAGGCUCCUCGGCGGACCCCUACCUCUCCGGAGUCCUGGCCGCCGAGACUGUCCGGGGCGUCCAGAGCCAAAACGUCAUGACCAGCGUCAAGCACUACAUUGGUAAUGAGCAAGAGCUGCACCGAUCGCUCGAAGGCAACGUCCAAGCCAUAUCCUCCAACAUUGGCGACAAGACCAUGCACGAGCUCUAUCUAUGGCCCUUUGUCGAUACGGUCAAGGCUGGUGCUGCCAAUGUCAUGUGCUCUUACAACCGCCUCAACCAGACGUACGGCUGCGGCAACAGCAAGACCCUCAACGGACUUCUCAAGACUGAGCUCGGCUUCCAGGGCUUCGUCGUGUCAGACUGGGGAGCGCAGCAUGCUUUUAGCGAUGCUCCUAAUGGACUGGACAUGGGCAUGCCCAAUUCUGAUCCGUUCUGGGGCGCCAAUCUCGUCAAGGCCGUCAAGAACGGCACGCUUGCCGAGUCGCGCGUAAACGACAUGGCCAUGAGAAUCAUCGCUUCCUGGUACCAGCUGAAGCAAGACGACCCGAGCUUUCCCGCUCCAGGCAUCGGCAUGCCCGGCAACCUCACCGCACCGCACCACGUCAUCGAGGGCCGCGAUCCCGCCGACAUGCCCGUCCUCCUCCAAGGCGCCAUCGAGAGCCACGUGCUCGUCAAAAACGACCACAACACGCUGCCGCUCCAAUCACCCAAGGUCGUCUCCCUCUUUGGCUACUCGGCCAACACGCCGCCCCAGUGGACCGCAGCGCAAGAAACUAACGGCACCUGGCGCUUUGGCCUCGCGCCUGUCCUCGGUUUUGACCCGGCCACGAGCCCCAUCGGUCCCCGUGGCACUCUCUUUGGCGCCGGCGGCUCCGGCGCCAUCACCCCGCAGACGCACAUCUCACCACAAGACGCCUUUGUUGCGCGGGCGACCCGCGACGGCUUCACGCUGCACCAGGACCUGCAGUCUGCGCGGCCCGCCGUCGUUAACCCGGCCUCGGAUGUCUGCGUCGUCUUUGGCAAUGCCUGGGCGCGCGAGGGCAACGACCGGCCGCAGCUCGACGACGAGUACACAGACAGCCUUGUGCGCGCCGUUGCUGACCGUUGCGCUAGGACCGUCGUCGUGCUGCACAAUGCCGGCCCGCGUCUUGUCGGCGGCUUCGUGGAUCACCCCAACGUUACUGCCGUGCUGUUUGCACACCUCCCUGGGCAGCAGGCCGGCGACGCCGUCGUCGCGCUGCUCUGGGGCGAUGCUAACCCCUCGGGCAAGCUGCCCUACACCGUCGCCGAAAAGGCCGCCGACUACGGGCCGCUGCUAGAUCCGCAGCGCGCGGCGCCUGGCGUCUCGCCGCAGGCGUACCUGACGCAGGGCAUCUAUACCGACUACAAGUAUUUUGAGCGGGAACGCGUGCGGCCGCGCUAUGAGUUUGGCUUUGGCCUCAGCUACACGCAUUUUGACUAUGCCGACAUUGUGCUCGCGACGCGCGGCGACAGCGGCGACAGCGGCGACAGGCCUCCCACAUGGCCGCCGGCCGAGUACCCCACUGGCAAGAUUGUGAGCGGCGGGCAGAGCGACCUCUGGGACGUGAUCGCGACGGUCCGGUGCAGGCUGGUGAAUGCAGGGAAAGUGGCGGGCGCCGAGGCUGCGCAGCUGUACGUGCGGUUUCCCGGCAGGCGCGCCAAGCAGCUGCGCGGCUUUGAGAAGCCGACGCUGCAGCCGGGCGAGGCGACCGAGGUGGUGUUUGAACUUACAAGGAGGGACUUGAGCGUGUGGAACACGGAGAGGCAAAAGUGGCAGCUGCAGAGGGGAAGAUAUGAGGUUUACAUUGGCCGCAGCAGUACGAAGCUGCCUCUCAAAGCGCGUCUUGACAUUUAA